AUGGCCACCGGACCGGCCUUGGUCGAGUCGCUGCUGGAUGCCCCUUUCCGCCUCUUCUGGAGCCCAAUGGGCAAAGAGGCCACCGGUGGUUUUCCCUCCCGACCUUCCCCCAGCGCCGGAGGGGUCGCCAGCUGCCAUUUUCUGGCCCAGUUGCGGGAGUCCGCCGAGUCGACGGAGGCCAGGCCUUGUGCGCCAUUUUCAUCAUCUUGGAGGUCCUGCUCGACCGCGCCCCGCCGGCCGCUGGCUCGCCGGGCCGGGCCGCUCGACUGUGGGAUGCAGCAGCGACUGAAAGCCAAAGAGACAGAAAUCAAGAAGAUUAUGUGCGUCGAGAAGAUCGAAAAAUUAGACUAA
Striga asiatica is the source of this 351-nucleotide messenger RNA. NCBI's taxonomy places the organism in Eukaryota, Viridiplantae, Streptophyta, Magnoliopsida, Lamiales, Orobanchaceae. The record is from the annotation of a GenBank genome assembly.